Penicillium malachiteum is the source of this 567-nucleotide messenger RNA. Its product is annotated as GNAT family N-acetyltransferase. NCBI's taxonomy places the organism in Eukaryota, Fungi, Ascomycota, Eurotiomycetes, Eurotiales, Aspergillaceae. Gene Ontology annotation, molecular function: acyltransferase activity, transferring groups other than amino-acyl groups. The transcript has a single exon. The record is from RefSeq and is a predicted model, not a curated record. Bases 1 to 567 code for a protein of 188 amino acids.
AUGGCCUUCACUCAGCCAGCUUCCUGGAUUACCCCGCGCACAUGGUCACGAGACAACAAGGAAUUCUUCGUAUCGAAUGAUCCAGCAUUACUUUCUGUGGAAGCAGUCAAAGAGGCAUUCGCAAGUGAUUUCAUAUAUUGGGCCAAUGCCUCUAUUCCGGAUGAUGCUCUACGACAAAUGCUUUACGGCUCUAUGAGCUUCGGUGUUUACAAAAGGACCCAGUCGCAAGGCAACACUGCACCUUCAUCUACAAAAAAUACAGAGCAAAUUGGCUUGGCGCGCAUGAUGACAGAUGGUGUCUCUUUUGCAUAUCUUUCGGACGUUUAUGUUCUUCCUCAGUACCAAGGGAAAGGCCUGGGAACAUGGCUCAUUGACUGUGUCGCGGAAAUAUUCUCCAAAGAGAAUAUGCCUUACCUGCGCCGCAUAAUGCUGUUCACAGGGGACCCGCGCACAGAGGAGAUGUAUACAAAUGUUUUUGACAUGAGAGUACUUGGACACGAGGAAAGACCGGAUUUUCCACAUGGGCUCAACUUUCUUUGUGCGCGACCAAAUGCGAAGGUUGACUGA